AUGAAAAUCAAGCACUUUGUAUUUGCUUCACUGUUGGCACUCGUGACCUCAGUUCCCCUCAAAGAUGAUGGUUCUGGGAUCAAUGUCGAGUCUGAGAAACUGCCGGAAGGUUUGACAUGGGAACAGUGGCACAUGCAACAUGAACAUCAAUUGGAUGACUAUGACCCAGAGACAUUCUUCACAUUGCAUGACGUUGGAAAGAAAGGUUACUUGGAUAGAAAUGAUAUAUUGUCAUUGUACGGAUUAAAUCGUGAUGAGAUAGUGGGUGCAGGUGAUGGAAUGGGUAAGCACGACAAUUCCGAAGUAGUUGACGAAGAACAUGCUGAUCGUGUCGUUAAGUUUAUCAUGAGGUUACUUGAUGUCGACGACGACACAAAGAUUGCAAAGAAGGAGUAUCUUGACUAUGCCAAGAGCGGGAAAUCUUUUCCAGAUUUGGGUGUGGGAGUUGGUCACCACGCCGACUUCGAAAAGGAAUACGAGAUUCACCACUGGAAUAAAUAUCAUAAAGAUUCCGACCCAGAGGUCAAAAAUGUGCACAAAGAGGACAUAGAGCAUGAAUUAUUGCACCACGAACAUGAAAUAGAGCAUGAAGAAAAAAUUCAAAGAGGUGCAUCGAGAUCCACGGUUGUCACUGAUGAUGAAUUAGAGAGCAGGAUUGACCGCAAGAACAUUCCUAGCAAAUAUAAGAAUGGUUUUUAA
Lachancea fermentati is the source of this 699-nucleotide messenger RNA. NCBI's taxonomy places the organism in Eukaryota, Fungi, Ascomycota, Saccharomycetes, Saccharomycetales, Saccharomycetaceae. The record is from the annotation of a GenBank genome assembly.